UUAUUCUCGUGGGGGACAAAGCACCGGGUGCAACUCUGGCAGCGAACACGUCGUCGUCCAUUCACGCGGUAGCGGGGAAACUCUACGCUUACACAAUCCAGCGGGGAGACCGACCAUGGGCCACUCAAUCAUCGAUGACGCCAGAACGGAGGAUGGCCAGCUCCUCUUCAGCAAUACGUCACUCGAUGCUCAUCCCGCGCCGCCUCCCUGAUUCCUUUCUACGGCUACCAAUAAAUAUCUUCAUCCCUGGAUGUCUUCCUCUUAAUCCUUCCUGCUAAAUUUCUCCAUAUCACCAUAAACUGCCAUUAGGCAAACAAUAACCAAGCAGCUCGACAUAGGUUUCAUAGUUCGCCAGGAUGAAGCUCCAUUUGGCUUCGUGCUUGGUAUUUGCUCUGGCAACCGCCGAGGCGGUUGGAGCAUCCAGCUGGUUCAGCAAAGCUGUUUACAAUAAGUGGCAUGAAACAGAAUUAGAACGAUGGCUUUCCGAUCAUGACAUCCCAUACCCUUCGCCUGCCGAUCGCAAAGAUCUGGAGACCCUAGUGAAGUCCAAUUGGGAUUCGAAAGUGCAGAAGCCCUUGGGACACGCUGCAGCGCACUCCACUGAUCACUGGCAUGAUGCCAAAGAAUGGCUCUUUGACACGUGGUCGGACUCUCAGUUGAAGGCAUUCCUCGAUCGUCAUGGCGUUCCUGCUCCUCAGCCACGCAAGCGUGAUGUUCUUCUGAAGACUGCUCGUGAAAACUAUGAGAAUAUCGCCCACAAGCUUGGGGAGGCUGUCGCUUACCCCGGUAACUGGGUUUAUGAGCAAUGGACCGAGUCUGAUCUGAAGGAAUGGCUUGAUGAGCGUGGCUGGCCGGUCCCGCAACCCACAACGCGGGACAGGCUUAUUGCGUCAGUACGCCGGAACGCUCGAUUGGCCAGUCUACAUGCGAAGAACAUCGCUGCAUCUGCGUCGGCCUCCGCAGAAGCUGCACAGGCUACCCUGAGUGAUGCUCUGUUCAAAGCUUGGUCUGAUUCGGACUUGAAGAACUUCCUCGAUGAACACGGUGUCAAAGUGCCACAAGGUUCUAGACGCAACGAACUGGUAGCUCUAGCUAGAAAACAUCGCGCCUCUCUGGUCAGCCAGGCGUCCGAGGCUUCUGCCACCAUCUCUUCUACUGCUACUGAGAUCAUCGGUGCCGCUACGUCUAAGGCUGGCAACCAGUACGCCCAAGCCACUGAUGACGCACAGCUCAAGGCUCAGAAUUCAUUCGAUGCCACUGUUGAUAGCUGGUCCGACUCGCGUCUGAAGGCAUUCCUCGAUGCGCGUGGUGUUCCUGUGCCUCAGAGCAACAAGCGCGAUGAGCUCCUCGCUAAGGUGAGGCUCAACAGCCACAAGGCAGCCACUGGCUGGACUGCCUGGACGUUUGAUACCUGGGAUACCGAGCACUUGAAGAAGUACCUGUCAUCCAUGAAUGCCAAAGCAUCUCACCGCGCCGAUAUCACCCGCGACGAGCUUGUAAAGCAAGCCCAGGACACCUACGCCAAGGCUUCCAAGACCGGAGGAACAAAUCUCGCAUCUGCUACCUCUUACAUGGCGCAGGCCACCGACGCAGCCAAGGAUUCCGCAUUCGAUACCUGGACCCAUUCCGACCUCAAGACGUAUCUUGACUCGUACGGCAUCCCGGUCUAUCAGGGUUCUGGACUCAAUGAACUACGCGCGGCUGCUCGUCGGAACUCCCAAUAUUUCCGAUACGGUACCUCGAGCCCCCAGGGAACCAUCUUUGCUAAGUUGCAGGGUGUCAGCCAGUGGGUCCUGGACCAGCUGAAGAUUGGCGCGUCCAGUGGCAGAGCCCAAGGCCAGGAAGCCGCUGAGAAGGCUAAGGCCAAGGGCCAGGAGGCUGCCGAGAAAGCACAGACUAAAGGCCAGGAAGCCGCCGAGAAAGCACAGGCCAAGGGUUCCGACGCCGCCGAGAGCCUUCGGGUUGAACUGUAAAUCAAUUUGAUUUUUUGAUGUUCAUGUUGCCGGCUGGGCGUUGUUCGUGGGAUACGACUUUAUGACAUCACAUAAUGACUGCAAUAUGCGGUUGAGACGGUCUAUGAUACUUGCUUCUAGUUGAGGGG
Aspergillus sclerotioniger CBS 115572 is the source of this 2101-nucleotide messenger RNA. RefSeq names its product double-strand break repair enhancer MSC1 (gene ish1). The coding region runs from base 357 to 1973 and encodes 538 amino acids. The transcript is spliced from 6 exons. NCBI's taxonomy places the organism in Eukaryota, Fungi, Ascomycota, Eurotiomycetes, Eurotiales, Aspergillaceae. The record is from RefSeq and is a predicted model, not a curated record.